Messenger RNA from Fonsecaea multimorphosa CBS 102226, 1479 nucleotides. RefSeq lists its product as uncharacterized. Bases 1 to 1479 code for a protein of 492 amino acids. Lineage: Eukaryota; Fungi; Ascomycota; Eurotiomycetes; Chaetothyriales; Herpotrichiellaceae. The record is from RefSeq and is a predicted model, not a curated record. The transcript has 7 exons. Gene Ontology annotation, molecular function: hydrolase activity, acting on carbon-nitrogen (but not peptide) bonds.
AUGGCUCCAGCAAGGAUCGUCGAAGACGUUCCGUGGACGUCCCCCGCUUACCAACCCGAGCCUUACGAUGGCCCUCCACGCAACGUCGCGUAUAUUGAUGCCAUCAAGUUCAACGAGAGUGUGAAACCACCCAAGUACGAGAUCUUGGGCACGGACCCCAACUCUAAGAUCCUUUUCCUGGAUGUCAGUAUCUUGGAAUGCACAGGAAAGCCACCCUAUCGUGGCGACGUGUUCAUACAAGGGGAACGGAUCAAGGCAGUCGGCAAUGUCGCCAACAAGGACCAGUUGCGGCAAGAUCCGGAUGUUCGAGUGUUCCAGGGAAAGGGAAGAACAUUGAUGCCGGGCCUAGGUGACUCGCACACCCACUUCUCCUGGAACGGUGGUGAUCUCGCUUCUCUGGGCGGCUUGAAUGUUGAAGAGCACACUCUCUUGACCGCCCGUAGCGCCAAAUGCUACCUGGAUUCCGGCUACACAAUGUGCUAUGGUGCUGCAUCUGCUAAAGAGCGUCUCGACGUCGCCAUUCGAGACGCUAUUUAUGCAGGUGACAUUCCAGGACCACGGUCCCUUGCCAAUGGCAAGGAAAUGGCCAAGCAUGACGGUGACCUUGAAUCGGCAAUCACUGCAUUUGCAGACACGCCCGAGGAGAUGAGAGAAGUCAUUCGACAUCACGUUGGCAUUGGAGUUGACAACAUCAAAUUAGUCAUGUCUGGAGAAGAGGUAGGGUCCCAGACUCAGGACUGCUAUUUUACAGACGAGGAGACGGCUGCCUGCGUGGAAGAAGCACACAAGGCAGGUAAAUCCAUCUGUGCACACGCUAGAGCGAGAGACUCUGUGAAGAUGUGUGUCAAGCAUGGAGUGGACGUCAUUUAUCAUGGAUCUUAUAUCGACGAAGAAGGCAUGGACUUGCUGGAAGCCGCAAGAACCAAGCAUGUCGUGGCUCCAGCUAUCAAUUGGCUCGUCGCAACCUUGAACGACGCUGCAGCUUUCGGUUAUUCCCAUGAGAAGGCAGAGCAAGUUGGUUAUAAAAAGGAACUUGAGGUGGCAUUGCGAGGCCUUCGUGAGAUGCAUCGGAGAGGCAUUGUAGUCCUCCCUGGCGGUGACUAUGGAUUCGCAUGGACUCCCCAUGGAACCUAUGCUCGUGACUUGGCCCACUUCAAAAACUUGAUGGGCUUCACUGCCCACGAGUCCAUUAUCGCCGCCACCUACGGCGUGGCCAAAGUCAUGAUGCGUGCCAAUGAGAUGGGUCAGAUCAAGGAAGGAAAUUAUGCAGACUGCAUCCUCGUUGACGGCAACCCAAUUGACAACAUUGACAUCCUCCAGGAUCACAGCAAGCUGAAUGUCAUUAUGAUCAAUGGUCGCGUCCACAAGGCUGGGAGAAAGGAGUAUGUGCCGCCGCCUGUAGUGGGACAGGAUGAGAACAAGCAUCCCAUCGUGCCAGAUGUCGCGAUUCGAGAAGGAAAACCAACCGUACAGAGUUAG